UGUUCAACAUCUACUAUAUAAACCAUUAUCUACGUCCCAGCUCAUAAUUGUGGAUAGAAUUAUGCAUUUCUUAAAUAACCUCAACUACCAUCACUCAGGCAGGAAGUGUCCAAGAAGAUGUCCCUGAUUGCGUGAAAUGAUUUGGUUCGGAGAUGGUCAGUUCAACAUUUGCAAACAUAUCUAACAAAUAAAAUAAAAAUCACAUUUGGUCAAUUACAUCUGCAAAUAAUGAACCAGAGUUUCCAGGCAAAUCCAGCAACAGAGACACUAAUAUAUCUAAAAGUAUGAUCUCCACUAUAUAAGAACCAAAGCCAUGGCCUAGAGGGAUUCAAAAAUCUCCAUUUUUUACUCAUUAUCAACACUAGUAUUGGUAGCAGCAAUGUAUCCAAACAACUCCAUUAAUGCCCCCACUUCCAAAUCGGCUGUGCCAGUGCCAGUGCCAGUGCCAGCGCCGGCUCCAGCUCCAAAUCAGGUCCCAGAAGGACAGUGGUCUACAGGCCUCUGGGAUUGUUCGGAAGAUCCCUCUAACUGUUUCAUCACCUGCUUCUGCCCAUGCAUCACACUGGGGCGGGUCGCGGAGAUUAUCGAUAGAGGGACUCCAUCGUGCAGGGUGUCUGGCCUAAUCUACUACGCGCUUGGCGCGGUUGGUUGUGGAUGGCUCUUUGCUGGUACCUACAGGUCCAAAUUGCGGGCAAUGUUUUCACUGCCAGAGGCUCCAUGUGGGGAUUUGCUGGUUCAUUGCUGCUGCUGUGUAUGUGCUCUUUGUCAAGAGUACAGAGAACUCAAGAACCGAGGUGCUGAUCCCUCAAUAGGUUGGCAAGCCAAUGUGGAAAAGUGGGAUGGGGCUGGAAUCAAGGUGCCCCCAAUUGCUGCACCAGGCAUGGCUCGUUGAGCAUCUGCCGAGCCCGUGCUGAGCAUAAGUGGAAUCAGGAUUCAAUAAGUGGGGCUCUCACAUGUUUGUUUUCUUUGUAUCAUUUGUCCAUGCAUGCCUCUCUCUCUCAUACGGGGCUUGUACUCAUUGUAAAUUGUAUUUCCAUUUUAUUUAUGAAGACAAUGAAAUGAAAACAAGCAAAGAUAUAUUAAACAUUA
Vitis vinifera (wine grape) is the source of this 1089-nucleotide messenger RNA. Its product is annotated as protein PLANT CADMIUM RESISTANCE 9. Bases 380 to 892 code for a protein of 170 amino acids. Lineage: Eukaryota; Viridiplantae; Streptophyta; Magnoliopsida; Vitales; Vitaceae. The record is from RefSeq and is a predicted model, not a curated record. The transcript has 4 exons.